AUGUCUUGCCUUGAUUUAAAAGAUAUAGAAGUUCGAGGGUCUCUUCCUGUGACAAUGGGUAGUAUUUAUGACGACUCUGCCGGCUGCUUGAUUGCUUUGAUCGUGACGUGAGGAGUGGCGCCUGACAUACGGAAACUGUUACUGGGAGUUCACCUAGCUUUCUCCGCUCGCGAUUUUUGUUCUAGGGCUGACAUCUAUACUAAAAAGGACUUCUCCUUCCACCAAUUUAUCAAAAAGCAAUUUCAAAGUGAAUAAAUAUUUUUCGUAUCCGACCUCGUCUUGACUCGCCGAUCUGGUCAAAGGCAUCAUCGACAAUGCUCGUUGCCGCGGUUGACGAGUUCGCAGCAGACCAUCGAUUAUUCAGAAGCAAGUAUAAACUGCGCCUCCAUUGGAUACGGCGGUACGGAACAUGAUGAAUUAUUGGUUUUUCUGAUAAUUAAAAUGAUUGUACGUAGUUUGAAAUUCAAAAGCGAGCUACAUAAGAAGCUGAAUAGUUUGGUAAUAAAAGUCAACAGCGGUAGAUCCGAAAAACUGUGA
Messenger RNA from Haemonchus placei, 537 nucleotides. The record is from the annotation of a GenBank genome assembly. Lineage: Eukaryota; Metazoa; Nematoda; Chromadorea; Rhabditida; Trichostrongylidae.